Molecule: messenger RNA, 970 nt
Organism: Daphnia magna
Lineage: Eukaryota; Metazoa; Arthropoda; Branchiopoda; Diplostraca; Daphniidae
Product: protein spaetzle
Exons: 2
Coding region: 214-831 (205 amino acids)
Biological process (GO): innate immune response; regulation of Toll signaling pathway; central nervous system formation
Cellular component (GO): extracellular region
Molecular function (GO): growth factor activity; Toll binding
Source: RefSeq, a predicted model, not a curated record
UGUUUAGGUUGGUUGGAACAAGUUGCCUUUCACUCCACUUCUCGAUCCGGACGACUAGACUUUGAUGAGGCAAUUGGAAGAAAAAGCGACUGGAAUUUGAUACGAUGCCGAAUUCAUGACUUGGUAUAUAAGACUCGCAUUUCUCGUUUUGAAUUAGUAGUUUCCUGACUAACAAACAGCAAAGAGAAUCCCCUUUCGACUGUCAACACCACAAUGUCCAUCAACCUCUUGAUUGUUGCUGUUUUAGCGAUUGGAGCUUUCGCUUCUCCUGAUCCCAACUAUAAACCUCGUCCUCCACAGUACGGCGCUCCACCCAGAUACGAAUACGUCGAGAUUCCGCAUUGCGCUAAAAACACAACCAAAUCCUGGUGUCUCGAAGACUCUGAAUAUCCUCGACACGAAGUUCAACAAGCUCUAGAUGAACACUACCAGGCCGUUCUCGCUUUUUACAAGGACAAAUUGGCCAGCACGGAAAACUCUGUCGACGGACUGGACAAGUUGAACGACGAGAUUUACCUUUGCCCGAGUUCCACUGGCUACAUCCGUCCUCUUCGUGCCAUCAACGUCGAUGGCAAAUGGCGCACAAUCAUCAACAACGUCGAGUCUUAUGGCAUCAAAUACACCCAAACUGCUCGUGUGGAAGAAUGUGAUGUUGUUGUUGGGACCAAUUGUCCCUUAGUCGAGUCGUGCUACGACUCGAAAUGCAUCCAGAAGAACAUGUUCCAUCGCUUUUUGGUUUACAACCCCUAUGAGGAAAAUUUCCCAUUCGCAAUUGAGAAAUUCAAACUUCCUGGCUCGUGCGGAUGUGUCGUCGGAGCUUUCCAUCUUUAAUUCUUUUACUUCUAGGUUAAUAGAUGUAUGCAUAGUAUGGCGAAUGUUUAUUAUGGCAUCCAUCCUACUUUUUCAUUUAUCAUGCAAAUUAUUUAUUCUUUUACGAAUCAGUGUGGUCAAUAAAAUCUUAUCGCAUAUA